AGAAAGCUUUAACUACACGGUUAACUCGUCCAUGACAAGUGCAGACCUGAACAUUUUGAAACCAUACACGCCCUAUGAAUUCAAAGUUUAUGGUGUCACAAGUUCAUGGGAAGGAAAUAUCACUGAUGUUAUCAGCAUAAAAACACAAGAAGACGCUCCCAGCGAACCUCCGAGGAACUUCAGUAUUAAACACAGCACUGAGUCGGAAUUAACCUUCCAGCUGAAACCAGUCGACAAGUACCAUAUCAAUGGUGUACUUCGGGGGUAUAAAGUCACCUAUGGUAAAAGCAAUUCUCCAAAUCACACCUGGACGACCUUGCUUAUCAACGCUACUCACAACAGGCGCAGGAAAAGAAGUACUGAGAACGAAACAUUGGGCUUCAUUCUCACCAACUUAGAAAGUUACUCAACUUACACAGUCACGGUGUUGGCAUUCACUGUAAAAGAUGGCGUCCCAACUUUGGCAGCAAAUUUUACCACAGCACAAGAUGUACCAGAUCAUCCGCCAACAAACGUGACCGCGUUCAAUACCAGUUCCACGAGUAUUAACGUCACCUGGCAGCCCAUCCCUCCAGAUCAUACGCAUGGGAUUAUCCUGACGUAUCAAGUUAAAUACUGGAGACGUGAUAAACCAAAUGAUAACGUUUCCAACGUCACAGUAAACAGUACAGAACUACAAGUGGAACUGAAAGGAUUGGGAAAGUACAAAGAAUAUUCAAUUCAAGUCGCUGGAUCAACGGUGGUUGGUUUGGGGAAUUACUCGGAAGUUGUUUUUGUGCGAACUGAACAAGACGUCCCAGAUGAGCCGCCAGUCAACAUCAGAGCAAAAGGAAUAGAACCCACUUUAUUAAAAGUCCAUUGGUCUCCUGUGCCUUACGAAACCAUUAAUGGAAUUGGCAUCGGUUACAAGCUCAUCCUUAUCCACAUAAAUGGAACCAUUCUAAGAAAUUUCACAUUAAAUACCUCAGCCCUCACGAUAGACAUCACCGGUUUAGAAAUAUGGACGAAUUACACCAUAAAGAUGACAGCUUUCACUGUCAUGGGAGAUGGCCCUUGGAGUGAUUUUAUAAAAGAAGAUACAGAUGAAGAAGCUCCAUUCAAACCUCCAGCUAAUUUGACAGGAGAAGCAAAAAGUUCGACAUCAAUCUUUGUUCAGUGGAGUUCACUUGUUCUACCAAAUCUCCGGGGUAUUCUCCGAGGUUACACGGUUUAUUACAAAGAAGCGCCAAGUUCUGUUCAUCCAAGUGUGUUAAAAAACGUGUCAGUUGGCAUAUCUGUGACUGAAGUUGAGCUAACCGGCUUAUACAAAUUUACCAAGUAUCAAAUCUGGGCAACAGCCUUUACGACCACAGACGGGUUGCCGAGUAACUCUUUAUUUGUAACAACACAAGAGGACACUCCGGACCGACCUCCUCUAUACAUCACAUACUUGGCUCCAAGCUCCACCAGUCUCUUUGUUGAAUGGGGUGCAAUCCCUCCGCAGUUUGAAAAUGGCAUCAUAAGGGGGUUCAAAAUUCAAUUCCAUGAGAUUCCAUUCAAUGGCACAGUGGAAGAGAGGGAAGGCCAACCACUUCUCCGCUGGAUGAUUCUUGAUAAUUUAAAGAAAUUUACUUUCUACUCUAUUCAAGUUCGUGCCUUCACAACUGAGGGAUAUGGACCUGAAAACAAACUUAAAGCACGGACGGGUCAAGACGUCCCCAGUAAACCUCCACAGAGUAUAACUACUGAAAGUCACGUAACAUUGACAACAAUUCCAGUUGCCUGGAAACCAAUCGUUCCAGAUCAUAUCAAUGGCAUAUUGCUUGGUUACAAGAUUAGGUACCAGGCCGUUGAGAUUGGCGAGGAGUCAGUUGAAGACAAACCUAUCAGGGAGCAGAUAGUGAAUUCCUCUACUUUGUCUCUGGUGCUGACAAAUCUUGAGAUUUUUAUCUUGUACCGGAUUGAUGUUGUGGGAUUUACGAUCAUGGGCGACGGCCCGCCGGCCACGGAUUAUGCAGAAACCUGUCGCUGUCAUAAGCGGCUCACAACAAGUUGGUACGAAUUUCAACCAUAUGUCCGAUUGUCCGAAAACGGUCUCCCAGACGGACUUAUUCCACCUAUCCUUAGCGAUCUAGCAGUCACGUGCUGCGAAACCUGUCAAUCACAUGGUAAAUCUUACGUGGACAUGAAUUUAAAUGGGUUCAAUGUGUCAGCAAUGUUCCCGAGUCUACGUGCACUACGGAACGGUAUAGAAAAUCCCACAGACUUUUUCUUUCCGGUGUACGGCUUUAAAGACCAGACACAUUUUGCCAAACAGUUUGGUUACCAAGGAAUAGUUGAAUCACCUGGAAUGGCGUUCAUAGUUAACACAAACUCCCAGGAUAAUAUGCCCAAUGCUGUCCUGGUAAACAUAGCGUCCUGUUGGCCAGCGGUGAUGUUGGCUUUGGUAAUCACGUACUUGGCAGGGCUGGUCGUAUGGUUUGUGGAGUCGGAGACCAAUCCCCAAGACUUUCCACCAUCGUUUAUAGAGGGAGCGUAUGAGUCGUUUUACUGGUCAUUUGUAUCCAUGACAACUGUUGGAUACGGCGAUCGAGCACCAAUAACCAUCAUAGGAAGAAUCCUGGCUAUAGUUGUCAUUUUGUCCGGUUUAAUAAUCUUUGGAAUUGUGAAUGGCGCCAUGGCAACGGCCAUUACAAGUGUUACAAUGGAAACAGAUUACAAGAUCUACGGAACUAAGGUAGCAGCAAUUGAGGGUUCUCCUGAAUAUCGAAUGGGAGUAAGGAAAAAUGCUAACAUGGACAAAGAACGCGAAUACCACACGUUCGACGAUAUCUACGAAGCCCUACAUGAACGACACGUUAUUGGGGCCUUAAUAGAUACAUACAGUGCUGGAAACAACAAGGAUUUGUUUGAACAAGAACAUCUACGAGUGAAUAAGAUCCUCGAUUACUCGGCUACCUAUGGGGUUGUAAUGGGAGUGGAAGCCCGAAAACUCAGACGCUGUUUCAAACGGUACACUGAAAGGGUAUUCGCUAGUAAGAUUUCACAUCAUAUUCAAAAGAAUACAGAACAGCUCAAGGAGCCCGCUGAACCGCUCUCCAUGGAAAGAUCAACCGGGAUAUUUGACAGUCACAGCACGGUGUUUCAAAAGACUAUGUACAUAACUAUAAUAUGGUUAACAUCGUUCCUGUUUUGUGGCAUUAUCUGGGAAAUUAUUCAACGCUGCAGAACAAGAGCAAAGGUUACAUCACAUGAUUCACGACAAGAGCUAAGGACCGAGUUGAAAGGAAUGGUCGAAAGUUUUAAUGAAAACAUUCGAACAAUUAAAAAAGAACUGGCAUCACGACAUAGAAGAGAAAGAAAAGAACUCCUGACAAGUAUAGAGAAGCAGCGAGGCAGGAAAUAUCUUUCGUCAGUUGAAGUUUCAGAGCUGGACAACCCUUACUUUGAACCAGAACCGGACGAACAGGUAUCACCCAAGGAUAAAUUUGAUGAGUUGGUGUUUUCCAACGAUACACCAGACAAAGCGGAACAUUGCUGCGAUGAACGUAACGAGGAGCAUUUGCCAAGCAAUAAAUAUCAAACCAAUUGCUGAUUUACUCAACUCUUUGACUCCCAGAGUGGAGUAAUCUUGCGAAACAAGUUUUAUUUUUCUGGACAAGCCGGUUUUUUAAUGCUUUAUCUUGAGUGAUACACGCGAGACUUGGCCAUCAAACUAAAAAAAUAACUUUGGGGGUUUAAGGUUGGAGAAAUAAAUUUAGAAUCAAGCUCAGGAUGCCUGCCCAUUUCAGUGACGACUCCCGAGCCUUUCUCUUAAGAGCUGUAUCAUAUUGCUAUCCUUUAAAGCAGAUCUUUAAUCGGCCAGCAAGGAAGCUGGAAAAUAGAGCAAGUAUGCAUUCUCGUCUUUGCACUUUCGGCAAAACAACCCUUACAAAUAAAAUGCCCGGGUUUGAACUGCAAAAAAUUAAAAAUAAUUAAUUCAUUUGCCUCGGAAAUGGAAGUGACUUGCAGGUAUUUUACUCGUAAUUUUAUAUUUAUUUAUGAGCCCUCAGUUGAUACAGGAUGGAAAUAAUUUUCUUCUUCGCUGUCACUCAACCUCGCUAACAUAACAUCAAUACUACUGAGAAUGCUCUGUUUACCUCUAAAUUCUCAUUGAACUGACUUAAAUAUAACCACAAGAUAAUUCUGUUAUUGGAAAAAU
Messenger RNA from Pocillopora damicornis (cauliflower coral), 4180 nucleotides. RefSeq lists its product as uncharacterized. The record is from RefSeq and is a predicted model, not a curated record. Lineage: Eukaryota; Metazoa; Cnidaria; Anthozoa; Scleractinia; Pocilloporidae. Gene Ontology annotation, molecular function: protein binding. Gene Ontology annotation, cellular component: membrane.